Messenger RNA from Lactuca sativa (garden lettuce), 909 nucleotides. RefSeq lists its product as uncharacterized. NCBI's taxonomy places the organism in Eukaryota, Viridiplantae, Streptophyta, Magnoliopsida, Asterales, Asteraceae. The record is from RefSeq and is a predicted model, not a curated record.
AUGGAUUUUCAACUUCUUUUAGGCUUUUACAUUAUGUCUAACAUUACAAAGCUCGAGUUUGCAGCACUUGAAGUUAGUGGGAAAACUUAUGUGUCAUGGAUGAUAGAUGUAAAAAUGCAUCUUGAGUCCAUGAGAAUCUCAAAUGUUAUAUAUGAAUUUAAUAAUUGUUUGGCACAAGACAAAUCAAAAGCACAAGUUUUCUUUCGUAAGCAUAUGGAUGAAAUGUUGAGAUUUGAAUAUCUUGAUGUUACUGAUCCAAGUAUUCUCUGGAAUCUUUUGAAAGAAAGAUUUGAUUAUCAAAUGAAAGUUAUACUUCCAAAUGCUAGAGAUGAAUGGAGAACACUGAGGUUUCAAGACUUCAAAAAAGUAAAUGAAUACAACUCAACUUUGUUCAGAAUAUGUUCAAAACUCAAGUAUUGUGGACAAGAAGUUACUGAUGAAGAUAUGUUGGAUAAAACAUACUCCACAUUUCAUACAACAAACAUUACCUUGAUGCAACAAUAUCGGAUGCCAAAGUUCACAAGAUAUUCUGAACUGAAUGCAUGUUUGCUCGUUGCAGAGCAAAACAAUGAACUCUUGAUGAAAAAUCAUGAAUCUCGUCUAACGGGAUCAGUAGCACUUCCUGAAGCAAAUGCUACAAAUAUUGAUGGUCAUCAAAACAAUACACGUGGACAAGGGCGUGGUCGUGGUCGAGGAAGGCGCCGUGACUAUUUUAAUCGAAACCAAAGUCAUAAUCAGAACCAUAAUUUUGGUCGUGGACAAGGACAUUGGUCAAGGACCUGUCGCACACCUGCACAUCUUGGUCAACUUUAUCAAGAGUCCAUCAAAGGAAAAGGAAAAGAAGCAAACCUCAUUGUUAAUGUUGAAUUCACUCCGCUAAAUGUUGCUGAUUUCUGCAAUGACAUGUAA